AUGGCAUCAAGAAAAAAGGUACUUUUGAAGGUUAUCAUCCUGGGCGAUAGUGGCGUUGGUAAAACUUCGCUCAUGAAUCAAUUUGUCAACAAGAAAUUUUCCAAUCAGUACAAGGCAACAAUAGGCGCAGAUUUUCUUACGAAAGAGGUAAUUGUCGAUGAUAGGAUUGUAACAAUGCAAAUUUGGGACACUGCUGGUCAAGAGCGUUUUCAAUCAUUAGGGGUGGCAUUUUAUCGCGGGGCGGAUUGUUGCGUUUUGGUGUUUGACGUAACGGCCCCUAAUACCUUCAAGUCCUUGGAGAGUUGGCGAGAUGAGUUUUUGAUACAAGCGUCACCUCGGGACCCAGAUAAUUUCCCAUUUGUCAUUCUCGGUAACAAAGUGGAUUUAGAAAACCGCGCAGUUUCAGCUAAACGUGCACAGCAGUGGUGUCAAAGUAAAAAUGAUAUCCCUUACUUUGAAACAAGUGCCAAAGAAGCUGUUAAUGUAGAACUAGCGUUCCAGACUAUUGCCCGUAACGCAUUGGCACAAGAAACAGAAGCAGAGUUGUACAAUGAGUUCCCAGAUCAAAUUAAGCUGAAUGCUAAUGACAAUGGCCGUAACAGAGAUGGAGACAACUGUGCUUGCUAG
Messenger RNA from Parnassius mnemosyne (clouded apollo), 627 nucleotides. The record is from the annotation of a GenBank genome assembly. NCBI's taxonomy places the organism in Eukaryota, Metazoa, Arthropoda, Insecta, Lepidoptera, Papilionidae.